AUGAGCGCAUUGCUACUCCAUCUAUUUGGAGAAAGAAACCCCUCGCUAGAGGAAGUAGCCACUAGGCAGAACUAUAUUAAUCCCAUGUACUCAGAUGUCCCGAAAGUACAAGAAGAAAUAGAAACAUAUGAAUGUCGCAUUUGUAAGAAAACCUUCUACAAUACAGUUGCUUUACACAACCAUUCGAAAUUUUAUCACGACGGGGAGACUUUGUACAGCGAAGCCGAACAAAUUGCUGAUACGAAUAACGAUGAAAUGUUCGCCGACAUAUGUGACUUUAAAUUUUUGAAAAUAAGUAAGGCUGAUGAGAGCGGGCAAAGUGUAGAAAAAGACGGAAUCACAAGGCGCAUCUUCGACGCCGACACGUCCUACUUGCUCGUGAAGGUUGAGGGUGAAGGUGAUACGCUCAGCGCUAAAAGAUCAAGACUCGACGGAGUGCUGCGGAGGACCCAGAGCCGACAGCAGAAACCUUCGGUGGACUUGAGGGGUCCAUUCACUUGCACACUGCCAUCAUUACUUCGUCCGGAUAGUUCAUGCCAUCAAAUCUUCUUCAAUUGCUGCGAAUAUUCCUUGCACUAUCAUGAAAAGCACACAAAGCGAAGAAAAGCGGCCUUGCGUUGUCAGGUUUGCGAAAAACGUUUGGAUAGAGGGUUUUCGUCAUUGCCGAGCCUGGCGAGCCAGCUGACUCUGGGAAGCAGUAUCACUUUCCCAUGCAGACUUUGUGGACAGGUGUUCCUGGAUAGCGCGCAGUAUGACGAGCAUAACCGAUAUAUGCACCCGAAGCUCAAGCCGCACCAGUGCUCUGUUUGCGCAAAGCGGUUCACCCAGCAAGGAGGGCUGCAACAGCACAUGAGAAUGCACACCGGGAUCCGCCCGUUCAUAUGUUCAUUCUGCUCCAAAACGUUCACCCAGAAGGCCGGCCUUGACCAGCACUUACGGACGCACACUAAGAUCAAACCGUUCAAAUGCGUCAUAUGCAGCAAAUGCUUUUCACAGUCAGUCCACUUGCGCCAGCACAUGCGCACGCACACCAACAUCCAGCCGUUCGAGUGUCCAGUCUGUGGUCGUCGCUUCAAGCAGAGCAGCCAUCUGAACUUUCACAUGCGUUCGCACGAUCCACACGACGCGUGCGGUCUUCUGUCUGCGCCGGUGCCGGAGCCUUACGCCUCGCUCGACCCUCAGAUUAACUUCAUGAAUUUCGCCAACGUUCAGCCCGUGCACGACGGUGACACUGUGUAUUAUUCGGCAGAGCUCGCGCCAACGUCAUUGUCGACUAACUUCACCGACUCUGUAGCUCUGCCUCUAUGCGACCGACAGGUAAUGCUCUUCGGAGACGGCAGCGGAAAUUAGUAUUGUUUUUCCAGAUAUAAGAUGCUUUGCUUAAAGUUCUAUCCCUGCCCAGGAGCGCGACCGUAGCGAGUCUGUUUAUUUGUGUACCAUCAGUAUCUGGGGAAGUAGAUUAUAUGAAAAGCGAUGCGCUUUCAGCUUUUCAUAAAAAAAUAUGGGAUUUAACUGCAAUUGCUUUAGUUGAAAAGGAAAUGGAAGUGGUACAAAUGCGCGACUCUUCACUGUACUGAUACUGAAGUCGUUCAGUAGUAGAAAAUAUAGUAGUAUAAUGGAAUUAAUACAUUUUUUACCAGUUCUUUAAUCUGUAUAAAAC
Leptidea sinapis is the source of this 1660-nucleotide messenger RNA. RefSeq names its product zinc finger protein 90-like. Gene Ontology annotation, molecular function: DNA-binding transcription factor activity, RNA polymerase II-specific; RNA polymerase II cis-regulatory region sequence-specific DNA binding. The transcript is spliced from 4 exons. Gene Ontology annotation, biological process: regulation of transcription by RNA polymerase II; central nervous system development. Bases 1 to 1350 code for a protein of 449 amino acids. The record is from RefSeq and is a predicted model, not a curated record. Lineage: Eukaryota; Metazoa; Arthropoda; Insecta; Lepidoptera; Pieridae. Gene Ontology annotation, cellular component: nucleus.